AACACUGUGUUAAUUACUUUUAUAGACUCCUAAAGGAUAGCUAUAAAUUAAAAUGGGGGUCAUAAAUGGUUCACUUCCAUCUCAAAGUGUCAGUAAAUUGUCCUGACACUAAUAAUUCCGUUCCAUUUCAAAGUUAAAUGUAAAAUUCCGGGGAUUCCUGACACACCCAGAUACUGUACUUUUGUAUUCGUUUUUAAUUAAGUCACUUCCCUUUAUACACAAUGAGAGUACGACAACGGAAAGAAACCUCAUUUCCGUAUAUGGGCAUGACAUAUGCGUCAGUAGUUGCGUCACAAGCCUGGCCAAGUUGAGAGACCCGUUUGUGUUGCCUUCAAGUACACCAGGAUCAACUUUGAAGUGAUUUCAUCAGAGGCCGGUAAAUAUAUCUGAUUCAUACAUUCGGUCGAAAAUGGACCGUCUAUAAUAACGACUGGUGAAAACCGCGGUAAAUAUAAUAAACGCGUCGCAUCACAUACAGGAGUGUAUUUCAGUCUUAAGGUCACACUUAAGGUCUCCCAGUGUGUUUUCAUAGGUUAUGGAAGGUACGUCUCAUAAGCUCCGCCCAAUGCGGAAGCGAGAGUUUCGCCAUUUGUGCAUAUUUCAUCGUGUUUACAUUAUACAUUGUAGUCUUUAUAUUGUCUUCCGAAAUGAUAAAUGUCCACAUAUAAUGUCCAUAUGUUCAACAAUCUUCACUUGUAGACAACACUUGUUUGUUAUAUCACCUUUAUCGAGUUCAGAAGCUAUUCAUUCUCCACUUGGUGUAAACAUCCAUGGCGGGGCUUUGUUCUCAGCUAGAACAGCUAUUUUAUACACGUAAACACGACAACAGCAAAUGGCCUAGUAAAUACUAGAAUCCAUUGAAAACAAGGGUAGAAAAUCAAUAUGAUUUGAUGAAAACGCGACUUCAAACUAACAACACAUCACUACAGUAAGUUUACCACAGUCCCCAUCUUGGAAGUUGAGUUGAAGGGUGGCGCGCCAGAGUCGGAAAUUUGAGUUUCCUGGGCGUUCCCAUCUUCACUGGAAUUUGGUAAUUCCGGCUACCCAUGUAAAAAGCUCACGUAAAGGAGAGUUGAAUUGACAGUCAGUUCACGCACUGGUUUUACCGGAGUGUUUUUAACCUGAGGGGAUUUAUUAGUUCACAGCUUGCUUUCACACACACACUAAUUGUUAUUGGGAAUGGGAUUCUUCCUCACCAAGUUGAUGACUGUGUUUGGUGACAGAGAGCACAAAGUCAUCAUCGUGGGUCUGGACAACGCGGGCAAGACGACCAUCCUCUACCAGUUUCUGACGAAGGAAGCCGUUCACACGUCGCCGACCGUCGGCAGCAACGUGGAGCAGAUCACAGUGAGAAACACACACUUUCUCGUGUGGGACAUCGGAGGCCAGACAAGCCUUCGCACCAGCUGGUACUCCUACUACUGCAACACUGAGGACCUUCAAAACGCCGCCAUUCUCAUCCUGGCAAACAAGCAAGACGUGAAAGGCUCCAUGACGGCAGGCGAGAUCUCACGCUGCCUCACGCUGGACGCCAUCACGACACACAACUGGCACGUCCAAGCCUGCUGCGGACUGACGGGAGAAGGUCUAACUGCCUGUCUGGACUGGAUGAGGUCACAGGUCGUGGUAAACUGAAAAUCCUCUCAGAGGCAGAGUUCAAAGGUUACCAUGUCUGGAUUCCUUAACAGCACAGCACUGGAAUGCAAGCUACCUCAGCAAAGCUCGUUAGCCAAUGAAAAGGUGCCAUGUUGAGUAUUUUUCGACAUUUUGAAAUAAGGUGCCAAGAUAGCUAAUUGGAAGGGGCCACAUAGUGAAAAAUGAAAGAAUGCAAAGGCCACUUUGAUAUUUUACAAAGCAACACAUGUAGAUAUGCUAAGAAGGUACAUAUAAGAAAAAACUAUGAAAUACUGUAUGAAAAAUUUGCUUUUUUUCCAUUUUUGCUGGUUUGUUUUCCACCAAAUAUUUAAACUAUCUUCUUAAAUAAUUGUAAAUAAUCUCGGAAAUAUUCUGACUUUAUUCCCAAAAUAUUUUUAACUUUAAAAAAUAAUUUAAAAUGUUCUUUAAUAGUUCAACUCCAUGCUACUAAAAUGACAUUUUUCCACACAAUAUUGCGAGUUUAUUCUUGUAAAAUUGCACCUUUUUUCUCGGUAGAAUACGACAUUUUUCUCUUCAUUGCAGCAGUUUUUUUUCCAAUUUUGCUUUUGUUUUUUUUUCCCCCAACUGGUUCCACUUUCUUCUUGUAAAUUUUUUUCUCGGAAAUGUGACGUUAUUCUCAUAAUAUUUUGACUUUGUUCUCAUAACAUUAGAACUUUGUUCGCAUCCUAAUUUUCCAAAAAUGACAACUAUAUUGUUUUUUUUUGUCUUUUUUAAAACACCGUUUUUUCUUUAAUAUUUCAACUUUACGCUACUAAAAUGACAUUAUUUUUCCUGAUAAUAUUAAGUUAUUCUUGUAAAAUUGCAACUUUUUCUCAUUGUAUUACAACAUUUUUCUGUUUUUUAUUUUGUAAAAUUACUGCAGAUUUUUCCAUGUUUGCUUUUGUUAAUUUUGUAAGUUUUUGUGUAAAUUUUAUUUUAAAAAUGUGCCACGGGGCCAAUAAAAAAUCAGUAGCGGGCAGCAAAUGGCCCCCGCACCACAUGUUGGACACCAGUUUCACAUUAUUAACAGGUGGAUACACUGUUUGUGCUUUCUUAUCUAGUGGAAGAACAUUGAAUUGUUCUGCCUGUCACUUAGGUUACUGGCACAGAUAGAUGAACAAAGGUUCAUUGUUUGUUGUACAGUGUUCCCUCGUUUAUCGCAGGGGGUUCCCAAAAUAGCCCGCAAUAAGUGAAAUCUGGGAAGUAGCCAACUUCAUUCUUUUACAAUGAUUAUAUGUUUUAAGGCUGUAAAACCCCUCACGAUACACUUUAUACACUUUUCUCAGACAGGCAAUUACAUUUUCUCACAUUUCUCUCUAAAAAGUUCAAACUCACAUGUAUUUCACUCAUGUGGCCGUGCCUUUACGUCCAGGCGCCGUUCCGCGUACUGUAGCGUUUUUGUAUCCUUGUUAAGAAUAUUGCUGUCCUCCUCUUGUUGCAGUCCUCCUCCGAGCCGAAAAUUUACAAGCUAGCAAGCAAGUUAGCGAUGACACAGGAGAAAAUCGGCAGAGCGGCACGAAGGACAUUGAUCGACAAUGGUCUACAGCUAAUAAGGACACAGAAAACAAUGGGCGGCGCAGAAAACAAUGGACGGUGCAGACAGACGAGAGAGGGAAGAGAGAGACACUCAACUUCCCACAAUGCAAUUUCUUCUUAAAGUGCCAGGGCCAGCAUUCAUAAGUUGUGAUUUUAAAAACAAAAACACAAAAAAAAAUUCAGCGAAACAGCAAAUCUGCAAAAGGUGAACCCACAAUAGAGCAAGGGCACACUGUAAAUAAAUAAUAUUUUCAAACAAAUUAAGCAAUUUUUUUUUGCUAGUUUUCUUAUUAAAUUAUAUUUUUAGAAUGUGUCGCGGGCCACACUUUGGACACCAUUGGUGUAGUCCAAAAUCUAGCAUUGAUGCCGGAAUUUAGACAAUCUUACUUUUAGUAAUCCCUGCGCGGCGUCUCGAAGAAGCGCUAUUGUGCACUUUAUCCACUUUUUCCAUACACACUAUCUUUCAUCUAAGGUAAUAGAUGAUAGCACGUGCAAUGUAACAUUAAGAAGUGCGCCAGGAGAACACAAACGUCAGCAGCACUAGCAUACCUCGACGGAUAGUUGAGCGCUUUAUUUUAAGAUGUGUAGCGAAGCCUGUCUUUUUUUUGAUGAAAGUUUGUUUGAACUUCGCUCAAAAGUGGAGCAAACAAGUAAGGUAGAUGAUAGAUUUUUCUCACGUUUGGCGCUAGAUCAUCAUUAAAAAAGUCACUUUUGCAUACAAAACUAUGUUCUGUCCUCUCUACUUAAAAUCGUACUGCUUUGAACGCUUCCCUUGUUCUGGAAAAGUAUUUCUGUACAUAAUAUAUUUAUAUAUUGUUUUGUCCCGUUUUUAGUGUUUUUGUUUGCUCUACUUGCUAGUACAGUGGUAAAUAUUGUGGGCGAAAGCUCACGUUUUUGAGAGUUUCCCUUCUUCUCAAUAAAUAAUCUGCACUACAAAAAAUAAUCAUCU
Molecule: messenger RNA, 4120 nt
Organism: Dunckerocampus dactyliophorus (ringed pipefish)
Lineage: Eukaryota; Metazoa; Chordata; Actinopteri; Syngnathiformes; Syngnathidae
Gene: arl5c
Product: ADP-ribosylation factor-like 5C
Exons: 5
Coding region: 1180-1635 (151 amino acids)
Biological process (GO): protein localization to Golgi membrane; intracellular protein transport; vesicle-mediated transport
Cellular component (GO): cytoplasm; trans-Golgi network
Molecular function (GO): GTPase activity; GTP binding
Source: RefSeq, a predicted model, not a curated record